Molecule: messenger RNA, 593 nt
Organism: Nerophis ophidion (straightnose pipefish)
Lineage: Eukaryota; Metazoa; Chordata; Actinopteri; Syngnathiformes; Syngnathidae
Product: chordin-like
Exons: 4
Coding region: 183-593 (136 amino acids)
Molecular function (GO): protein binding
Source: RefSeq, a predicted model, not a curated record
CUUUUGAUCCACAUUAGCCAACUACUGCUUGGUUUAAAAAGCACAAUAGGAAACCGCUUGGACAUAAAAAAAAAAAGUGGACAUCAGUGAAUAUCGGCGUCUUUUGCGUUGGAAUUUAUUACUAAUAUUAGUAUUUACAUUUUCGCGGGCUAUAGAAUAAUCCUGCAAACAGGAUUUUGGUAAUGCUGCCCUCACGUGUGCUCCGGUCAGUGCUGUGUGCGCUGAGUUGCGUGAGUGUGUGCGUGCACGCAGCCUCACGCCUCAAGUCUCACUCGCUGCCCAUCCAGUCUGAGAGAGAUCCUGUACUCUCCAAAGGCCUGGCAGGAUGCUCAUUCGGGGGUCGAUUCUACUCUCUGGAGGACACGUGGCAUCCGGAUUUGGGGGAGCCCUUCGGUGUAAUGCAUUGUGUCCAGUGCUACUGUGAGCCUCAAAAGAGUCGCCGUGGGAAAGUAUUUGGGAAAGUUAACUGCAAGAACAUCAAGCAAGACUGUCAGGAUCCAGACUGCGAUGAUCCCAUCUUGCUGCCAGGGCACUGCUGCAAAACCUGUCCAAAAGGUAAGGCCUGUGGUGGGAAUAAGCCAGAGUACCUGUAA